UAGAUGAAAUUCCAACCUCAGGCUCCAUUGCUGUAUGUGAAGGGUAGCACACUCUUGUCUAGUCUGGGACUAUAUCAGAAUCAGUUCCUUAUGCAGCUUAAACUCUGUAUUUCCUUCUUGAAGGUACUAUGAUAAACCAUGUUCAUGAAUUCAAGCAACAUUUUCUUCUUUAGGAGGUGGAAUACAAGAGUACCAAUUCUGCAAGGUGAUCCUUGAUUUUUCCAUCUUGCUCCCCAUAACAAGUAUUGUUUUAUACCCUCUGCAGACUAUCAGGUACUGAUGGAUGUUUCUGACAGCCCUGAGCGAAAUCCCUGCUCUCCUGAUGAAGAGGACCAGCAGCAUUCCAAUGAUGAAGUCCUGAAGGAGAGUUAUUCAGAUCGGGAACUCGAUGGAGAGGGUGGGCAAGGCAGCAUUAUGGGAGAGGAGGAGGAUGCAGCCAGGGGACUGAGUCGUGGUGAAGUGGAGAACCACUCAGAUGAAGAGGACCUCUUAAGUGAAACUAAGUCUCAGGAAUCUGACAACAACAAGCAGAGUGGGGAGCUGAAGAGCCCUCUGCCUUGCAAAGGAGAGGAGGAAGAUCAGACAAAUGACCUUGGUGAUGAAGCAUCCUCUGUCACCCGUGAACUAGAUGAACAUGAGUUGGACUAUGACGAGGAAGUUCUUGAAGAACCAAGUGCUGCUGCUGUAGAGGAGGAUGGUGAGAAAGCUGCUGGUGAGGAUGACAAGGAAGAGGAGAAAGGAGAUGAUGCCCAUGAAGAUGAGAAAAAAUCCAGCAGCAAAAGUGAUGAUGGAAAGGAUGGCCAGGAUCCCCUCAAGGAGAAGAAGAAAGAUGAUGAUGGAGAAAUUGAUGAUGGAGAAAUUGAUGAUGAUGACUUAGAAGAAGGAGAAGUUAAAGACCCCAGUGACAGAAAAGUGAGGCCACGUCCCACCUGCCGAUUCUUCAUGAAAGGUCACUGUACUUGGGGCAUGAACUGUCGAUUUAUUCACCCUGGUGUGAAUGACAAAGGAAACUACUCCUUGAUCUCCAAGCCUGAGCCCUUCUCCCCAAAUGGUGCUCCUCCCAUUGGCCCUCACCCACUGAUGCCAGCCAACCCUUGGGGAGGGCCAGUCGUUGAUGAAAUCUUACCUCCACCCCCCCCAGAACCUCCAACAGAAAGUGCCUGGGAGAGAGGACUCCGGCAUGCUAAAGAGGUAUUAAAAAAGGCGACUAUCAGAAAAGAACAGGAGCCUGACUUUGAGGAGAAGAGGUUCACUGUUACUAUUGGAGAAGACGAACGUGAAUUUGACAAAGAAAACGAGUUCUUCCACGACUGGAAUUACUGCAUCACCAGAGACGUCAGAGAUCCAGCGCUUGAUCCCUAUACAGAUUCCUAUUAUGACUAUGAAAUAGAACGGUUCCGGCGUGGUGGGCAGUAUGAGAAUUUCAGGAUUCAGUAUGCAGACCCAGAUCCAUAUCGUAACCACAGAGAAAGAGAGCGGGAACGGGAGAGAGAGAACAGACAACGAGAAAGGGAACGUGAGAGGGAACGGGAGAGGCGUCAGCGGGAGCGAGAACGGGAAAGGGAACGGGAGCGCGACAAGGAGCGCCAGCGGCGGAAAGAAGAGUGGGAACGGGAGCGAGAACGGGUGAAGAGAGAUGAAAAAGACAGGCAGCACAGGGACCGGGACAGGGACCGGGAAAAGGAGAAAGAAAAAACAAAGCCCCGGUCCUUACUGAUACCUAGGUAAGCACUUGCUGGAUUU
This is a messenger RNA of Pezoporus flaviventris, 1743 nucleotides long. Its product is annotated as zinc finger CCCH domain-containing protein 18-like. The coding region runs from base 280 to 1728 and encodes 482 amino acids. Gene Ontology annotation, molecular function: metal ion binding. The transcript is spliced from 7 exons. NCBI's taxonomy places the organism in Eukaryota, Metazoa, Chordata, Aves, Psittaciformes, Psittacidae. The record is from RefSeq and is a predicted model, not a curated record.